AUGGCCGGCGGCGGAGGAAAAUACCGGCACUUGGGUCGCAAGUCCUCCCAUCGACAGGCCCUGCUCCGCAACCUGGUCACCUCGCUUUUCGAGAAUGAAUCGAUCACAACGACAUGGCAUAAGGCAAAGGAGGCCCAACGACUGGCCGACCAAUUGAUUACUCUGGGCAAGAAGAACACCGAGGCCAGUCGGAGACGCGCUCUGGAGAUUUUCUAUAAACCACACGAAAUCCUUCCCAAACUCUUCGGCCCCCUCCGCGAACGCUACGCCGACAGACCAGGUGGCUACACCCGUGUGCUCCGCAUUGAGCCCGAGGAGAAAUUCGAGUACUUCAACGUCCGCCGCGGCGAUCGUCACGCCGUACCGGAGCGCAAACCUGCCGAUCAAGCCCCGAGUGCUAUCUUGGAGCUCGUUGACGGCCCCAAGGAUAUGCGCUUCGCCAUGACUGCGCGCGCCCUCUCCCGUCAGCGUGAAAUGGACUGGGAUAUGAAUGAAAUUACUGAGCGUAAUAUUCGCAAGGUGACUCGGUUCCGCAAGGGUGGCAUGGAUGCGCUUGAGGCGGCGGUGAGCCAGCUGAGCAUCAGCAAGAGCAAGGUUCUCGAGGACGGUGAGGUUCAGAGUGGGUUGGAGGAACUUUCGAAUCCCGAGGAGGAGAAGGCUGCUAAGCUCGCUGGGAAGGUUGAUUCUUUAAGAAAGAAGGCCUAA
This is a messenger RNA of Penicillium maclennaniae, 705 nucleotides long. Its product is annotated as mitochondrial 54S ribosomal protein bL17m. The coding region runs from base 1 to 705 and encodes 234 amino acids. Lineage: Eukaryota; Fungi; Ascomycota; Eurotiomycetes; Eurotiales; Aspergillaceae. Gene Ontology annotation, biological process: translation. The transcript is spliced from 2 exons. Gene Ontology annotation, cellular component: mitochondrial large ribosomal subunit; ribosome. The record is from RefSeq and is a predicted model, not a curated record. Gene Ontology annotation, molecular function: structural constituent of ribosome.